Vitrella brassicaformis is the source of this 1931-nucleotide messenger RNA. NCBI's taxonomy places the organism in Eukaryota, Vitrellaceae. The record is from the annotation of a GenBank genome assembly.
GGUCGGUACUUGAAAAGAGAGCGUGUUUGUGCAUCUGUGUGGUUUUCAUCUCGUCUGUGCGCGCAUUUGUCUGUCACUCGUUCCGUGUGUGUAUGCGACACGACCAAUACUCCACAAACUAGCCCCACCCACCCCAAGGAUGCGAUGCGUGUCGGCCCGUCCCCCCUCCCCCUCCUGCCCCCAUCCAGCCCUUGGACUCCCCUCCCCCCGGUUGUGUUGUGCUGUGUGUCCCUGUCUAUCUACUAUCUACUUGUCCUGCCUGUCUCUGUCUCUGUCCUUUUUCCUCUUCUUUUUCUUCUUCUUCCGCUUCUCUCGCCGCGACUCAGUCUCGUCCUCGCGCGACGAGUCGGUGAAGACGGCCGCGUCCACCGGCUCACUCGGGUGCUGGAGGGGCGGCGGCGGGGCCAUCGACGGGGCAGACCGAUAGGCGGCACCUGACAAACGAAGGAAUGAGUGCAUCCAUCAAUCAAUCAGUCAGUCAGUCAGUCACACAAAUGGACAGUUUUGUUGUUGUGUGCGUGUUGUGUGUGUGUGUGUGUGUGAAUGGGACGACCGACAUGCACUGCAGACACUUUACCUGAGGGGUAGGGACCAUCCUGCUCAAUGAUGUCGUCAGAUGGCUGCUGCUGGAGGGGCAGCGCCGCAAUGCGACCUACAGCCAACACCACACACACACACACAUGACCACCCAUUAUUCCGCGCAUCCAUGUGCUCAUCUUCACUGACUGACUGACCAGCGACUUUCGCGGGUUUCUUCUUGGGUUUGCCCUUGGCUUUGACUUUGGGUUUGGACCCCGGCCGCCCUGCAAAGGCGACGACUUUGGCGCCCUUGAGGCCAAACAGCGUGUCGCUGAGAUCGGAGGCGUCGCUCUUGGCCUCUGCAAAGUCCUGGGCUGAGGUCUCGAGGAUCUCGUCGGCAGCGGCGUUCUUCUGGUGCUCAUUGCGUUGGUACUCUGACACCCACUCCUCCUCGUAUAUGUCACAGCUCUGGUGCUCCAAAUACUGACACACACACACACACACACACACGUGAUAGAUAUCUACCAACCAACAGGUGUGUGUGUGCCUCUUCGGUAGUCACCAUGAGAAUGGCGUCUUCCAUCUCGCGCAUCUCUGACGGCGAGUAAGCACAGUCGCCCCGGAACUUGCGCAUUCGGAUGCGGUGCGUGCCGGGCGUCAGACCUUAUCCACACACACACACACAGACACUUAGACAGCCAUCUGCUGUCCAUUGCUGUCCAUGCGUGUGUGCAUUGCCCACCCACCUGAGUUGAAUGUGUAGUCGUUGACAUUGAGUUGCUGUGUGCGCUUGAGGUCUGCGAGGGGGUCGGUGUUGCUGCCGGGCGGCGGCCUCUGGUAGACAAUCAUCAUCUGCGCCACGUCGCCGCUCUUGUAGAGGUUCUCGCCCCCGUCGUUGGUCUUGUAGGUCUCCAUGUAACACGGCAGGUCCACCAGCAGCCCGCCGUACAUCUGCCGGUCAAAGAUCAAGUCGAACUCUCGCCCCUGCUGCUUGCCCGUCGGCCGCAGGGAGAGGCCGAGCUGCUUGCCGUCCUGGGAGGUCUUGAUGCGCUCGUUGAGCUUGUCGGCCACCUCGGUGGGCAGCCGAAGGAUCACCUGGUGAUCCACGAUGUUGGUCUCGUCGUGCAGCAUGCGCGUGAAGCCCUCCAUCCCCGUCGUCGCGGCGUCGUCGCCACGAAUGUUGCUGUGGCCCUUUAUGUGCUGCCGCUUCUUGCCGUGGUGCGGGUGGGAAGGGCGGGACCCACCGGCACCGCCACCGCCGCCGCCGUGAGCAUCGUCACGCCAGCCUUUCAUGACCUUUCGCCGACGAUGAACGGGUCACAGAGCUGUCAACAGAUAGAUAUUGAUGGAUUUCCCUCUGCAGCUCACGUGCAUUCCUUUCGCGAACUCUCCGCAGCCCCAGUCUUCAGGGA